This is a messenger RNA of Brachypodium distachyon (stiff brome), 2288 nucleotides long. RefSeq lists its product as uncharacterized. Gene Ontology annotation, biological process: ubiquitin-dependent protein catabolic process. The record is from RefSeq and is a predicted model, not a curated record. The coding region runs from base 322 to 2013 and encodes 563 amino acids. The transcript has a single exon. Gene Ontology annotation, molecular function: ubiquitin-like protein conjugating enzyme binding; ubiquitin protein ligase activity; metal ion binding. Gene Ontology annotation, cellular component: endoplasmic reticulum. Lineage: Eukaryota; Viridiplantae; Streptophyta; Magnoliopsida; Poales; Poaceae.
CCGCACCGCACCGCUUUGCCACUCCCCUUCCUCCUUCCGGGCCUUCCCCAGGCCACAUUCCCAUCUCCGCCUCCGCUCCCACCCCCGGCCCCCGUCUCGGGCGCGGCCGCAUCCCACAACCGCCACCGCCACCUAAUCCUCUGGAGCGGCACCGAAGAGGGUUCGCCACCGCGAGUCCAUCCAUGGGCCGACCCACGCGCCGCGCCAGCGCUCCAACAUAGGGUUUGCGGCUCCCUGCGCCCUGCAUGUUAAGGUGGGGAGGAGGCGACCUGGGGUUGUCUGGGGGAAGCGGGAGCGGGGUCUGGGGUGCCACGCCGGCGGAUGGACGCCGAUGAGGCCGCGGGGAGUAGCAGGAGGAUGGAUCUGAACCUAUACCUCGGCCUACCCCGCGCCCCGCGUCCGCGCCGCUCCGACCUCGGCUCCGACCUCGCCCUCAGCACCCCGAUGCCCUCUUCGCCCUCCUCUUCUGCGGCCUCCGUCGACGCCCCUCCACCGCCGGAGCCCCCGCAUGCCAUCUACUCCCCACCUCGCGCCGACCUUUCUCCUCGAACACCGGAGGUAUAUUCCUCGCACCAUCUCGACGACGCUCUUUCUGCGGACGCGCACCUACUGUAUGCGCCUCCUCCGGCGCCGGUCAUCCGUGACCGUGAGCUCCCGGACGAAAUCGGAUUUGGCUUCCAGGCCCCGCCCCCGCCCCCACCACCGCUGGUGCGAGCCAGCGAACUGCUGGGCUGGGAGGACCGGCCGUCUUCCUCGACGGCCUCCUCCUCCUUCCUCCCUGACAUUGCCACAAGGUACAGGCGGCUGCUCGAGCAAACUGGAAGCCGGUGGCUCCGCCCUCGCCCAAGAAGGUUUAGAUCAGACCUUCCGCCUCUCAGCGCAGAGGCUCAACCUAUAGGGCAGGACGCAGCAGUACCUGUGCCCCAUCAGGAGAUGACAAAUGAUGAUUUCGGUGACAAUAAGGUAAUCGCCAAUGGAGCGGAACUAGGUGCCUCCGAGGAGUCGGAGGAGCGGGGCAAGAGUGCUGCCACAUUCGAGUGUAACAUAUGCUUUGAGAUGGCCGGAGAGCCGGUGGUCACUUCUUGUGGCCACCUCUUCUGCUGGCCUUGCUUAUACCAAUGGCUUAAUGUUUACUCCAACCACAAGGAAUGCCCAGUUUGCAAAGGCGAGGUGACAGAGGCAAAUAUUACUCCUAUCUAUGGGAGAGGGAAUUCCUCUUCAGAUGUAGAGAAGGCUGUGGAAGAAGGUAAGCAGCCAGGCCCUACAGUACCACCAAGGCCACAUGGAAAUCGGCUUGAAAGUUUCAGGCAGCAGUUCCAGCACUUACGACCGAUGUCAAGAAGGCUCGGUGACGCACAUGGAAUACUGUCAUCAUGGAGGCGCCUUCUUGAUCAACAGAUUAUGAAUAGUGUGAGUAGGUUUGAAGGUCCACCUGAACCAGCUGUUCAUGAAACAGGUGAUACUGCUCAACCCGCUAGUCGCCUAGGUACAUUGCCCAUAAGGAUGAGACCAAGACGACGGUAUCAGAUGGAGGCGGAUGACCUUCCUGAUGGUGGUUCCGUUGCCCCUGAUAGUGGUUUACCUGGGAAUAGUGCACCAGAUCCACACAGACAUGGUCCGAGCCCGCUUUUACCAGAAGGAAUUGAUUUGUUGCAACGACUUACCCUUAUUGGCCUUGCAAAUACAGAAAGAUUGGCAACUGCCAUGAGUGACCUGAGAAGGAUAGCUGCCCCUAACCAAUAUGGAGCAUCUGCGUCGUCAUCGAACCCGUCGAAUCCCGAGCCAGCAGUUGACGGAGCACAUGUUGGUGCAGCACCUUCUACAGAUCAAGCAUCGAACUCGAGCACCAUUGCAGUGAUACAGGGGGAUGCUGGUAUUUCUGAGACUGCAGGAGAGCCUAGUAAUGCAGGAUCUUCAAGAUCCCUGAGGAGGAGAGGGAGGAGCAAUGCCUUGGCUUCUUUAGAUGUGGAUGGUGGGCCUCCCCAGCGCAUCAAGAGGCGGAGGAUGAACUGAACCUUCUCAGUUUCGGUGUUUCUUUAAACUUCAUAAUGUGCUUUGCUAAUUUUCAGUUUUGCAUUUCGUUUCUUUCGGUGCUACCUGUUAUAUUGUAGUUGUAAUGUUGUGUCUUCUCUUCCAUUUGUUUACUAGUGUCACCCAAAUGGUUCUGUUUAGUUCCUUUGUAGCCUGUACCUCUUUAAUCUAUCAUGAAGUUAUUGGUCAAAGCUAAUUGUGGAGGAAACUAAACAGUUGUCGACUUGUCGUGAGAUGAAGAUUUUCCUGUUGAUAAA